Messenger RNA from Fonsecaea nubica, 831 nucleotides. RefSeq lists its product as hypothetical. The transcript is spliced from 2 exons. Bases 1 to 831 code for a protein of 276 amino acids. NCBI's taxonomy places the organism in Eukaryota, Fungi, Ascomycota, Eurotiomycetes, Chaetothyriales, Herpotrichiellaceae. The record is from RefSeq and is a predicted model, not a curated record.
AUGCCGUCCCUCAGCGCAAUCGUGACCGGAGGCGCAUCGGGCAUCGGUGAAGCCGUAGCGACCAAACUCGCCAGCCGCGGGGUCAACGUCACCAUUGCCGACCUCGAUACCGAGGCUGGAGAAGCACUCGCGAAAAAGCUCGAGACCGACUUUGGAGCCGCGGCCAUAUUCGUCCACACCGACGUCUCCCUGGAAGACGAUGUAAAAGCCAUGGUGGAGGCCGCGGUCAAGAGGUUUGGUCGGCUGGAUUUCGCGGCCAACUGCGCGGGAGUGUCGGAGACGGUGUGGCAUGAAGAGCAGAGCAUCACGACUCGGGACUUUGAUCGGGUCUACUCGAUCAACGCCAAGGGCGUCUGGCUGUGCCAGAAAUACGAGGCGGCCCAAAUGCAACGCCAACCGCCCCGUCCGAUCAGCCUGUCGGGGCCAUCGUCGUCGCGGACCAUCCCCGGAGAGCGGGGCUCCAUCGUCCACAUAUCGUCCGUGUGCGGCCUCAUCUCGCAAGGGCUCGGGGCGUACACGCCCGCGAAGCACGCCGUGCUGGGCAUCACCAAGAACGGCGCCAAGUUCUACGGCAAGGACCAGAUCCGCGUCAACGCCGUGUGCCCCGGGUGGGUGUACACGCCGCUGCUGGAGAAGGUCAUGGGCCGGCAGGGCGUGGCGGGGACGGCGGAGACGGAGCAGAGCCCCGUCCUGGACCGCAUCAUGAUGGGCCGCAUGUCGUUCCCCGAGGAGCAGGCCAGCGUCAUCAGUUUCCUCUUGAGCGACGACAGUAGCUAUGUCAACGGGGCGCACAUCGUGGUGGACGGGGGGUUUGUAGACAUUCACCCGUGA